Molecule: messenger RNA, 468 nt
Organism: Colletotrichum higginsianum IMI 349063
Lineage: Eukaryota; Fungi; Ascomycota; Sordariomycetes; Glomerellales; Glomerellaceae
Exons: 2
Coding region: 1-468 (155 amino acids)
Source: RefSeq, a predicted model, not a curated record
AUGCGCUUCACAUUCGCUUUUCUUCUCUUCCUUCUUACCCUCACCGUCGCUUUGCCAGCUGCCAAGGAGAAGUCCUCGUCCACCAAGACCAAGCUCGUAAAGGGCAUCGAAAACAACCUCAAGCAUGGAGACAAGGAGAUAAAGGCCACUAAACAGGCGCAAGAUGAAGCCGCGAAGGGCAACGACAAGCAAGUCAAGAAGAAAGAAGGCAAGAUCAACGACGCUCUGGACGCAGCGAUCAAGGACCGCAAGGGCAACCAAAAGCUUGCUGGGAACAAGGACCCUGCCUUGACCAAGGGUCUCGGCAAGGUUGAGAAUGCGCAGAAGGGUGCCAAGAAAACCGUGGGGGGUUUGACCGGUGACUCCAAGAAGGACAAGGCCGCGCUGGGGCAGUUGGGCGCAACUUUCGAGAAGGGCAAGAAGACCAACACUCAGAACCUCAAGGAGGCCAAGAAGAACUUCCAUUAG